This is a messenger RNA of Scomber scombrus (Atlantic mackerel), 1488 nucleotides long. It is a transcript of the gene hacd1, whose product is annotated as 3-hydroxyacyl-CoA dehydratase 1. Gene Ontology annotation, molecular function: 3-hydroxyacyl-CoA dehydratase activity. The coding region runs from base 1 to 729 and encodes 242 amino acids. The record is from RefSeq and is a predicted model, not a curated record. Lineage: Eukaryota; Metazoa; Chordata; Actinopteri; Scombriformes; Scombridae. The transcript is spliced from 7 exons. Gene Ontology annotation, biological process: very long-chain fatty acid biosynthetic process; sphingolipid biosynthetic process; fatty acid elongation. Gene Ontology annotation, cellular component: endoplasmic reticulum membrane.
AUGGCGUCCAGCGAGGAGGACGGCACGGUUGAGGAGAAGGAAAACAACAACAAGAAGAGAACGAAAGGCACCGUCGCUACAGCAUGGCUCACUUUCUACAACAUCGCCAUGACCGCCGGGUGGCUGGUUUUGGCCAUAGCAAUGAUGCGCUUCUACAUCCAGAAAGGCACACACAAGGGUCUGUACAGAAGUAUAGCGAGGACACUCAAGUUUUUCCAGACCUUUGCGUUACUUGAGGUGGGACAUUGUGCCGUAGGUAUCGUGAGGACUUCUGUGAUUGUAACCGGGGUUCAAGUGUGUUCGCGGAUUUUCAUGGUUUGGUUCGUCACCAACAGCAUCAGACAGAUCCAGAAUGAAGAAAGCGUACUCCUAUUCCUGGUUGUGUGGACGAUGACAGAGAUUACCAGAUAUUCCUACUACACAUUCAACCUGCUCCACCUCCUGCCGUACUUCAUCAAAUGGGCCAGAUACAACCUUUUCAUCAUCCUGUACCCUCUGGGAGUCGUUGGAGAGCUGCUAACCAUUUAUGCUGCUCUGCCGUUCGUACGCAGAUCUGGAAUGUACUCCAUGAGGCUCCCCAACAAGUAUAACGUGUCCUUCGAUUACUACUACUGCCUCAUCAUCAUCAUGCUGUCCUACAUCCCACUGUUUCCUCAGCUCUACUUCCACAUGCUGCGGCAGAGGAGAAGGAUGCUUCACGGGGAAGUCAUAGUGGAGAAAGACGACUAGACAAACACCACCUCGUGCCUUCGUUUGAGCCAGCCUGCCUCUUUAUCACCCUCACCUUCAUCAUCCCCCCUUCCCCCUCACCCCCCCAACCUGCUUCAUCACCAUCACCAUCUCAUCUUUUAGCACCAUCAGCCGUUACAUUCUACAUCGCAUCGGGACCGGAAGCUGACGACCUGUCUGACGAGAGCUAGAAAACUAAAAAAAAAAAAAAAACCCCAUUGGAGUUCAUCAGUUCUGAUAAAAAGCUGAAUCCUGAGUGUCUCUCUCUCUACAGGAUUAAUUCCUAUCUGAAUUCUAAUAUUGGAAAACAUGUUUACAGUCCCCAGUGUUGCGGGAGCUCGAGGGGGCAGAAGUGCAACCCCGCCCCCUCAAAGCAGAGUCGCGUAUUCACCCACCGGCUUCACCGCAGUGAGAGAAACACGCGCUGACCAUGAAUAACAUAUAACAUGAGCCACAGCUGAGUCACAGCACUGCAUCCACCGUCUGGGCGAGAAAACAGCAAAUGAAAAGCUUUCCAGGGAAAUGUGAAAUGAAACAUUGGAGGAAGAUUUGUAAUGUGUGUCUUGUAGGGCUGGGCGAUUAUGGCAAAAAUCUAAAUAAUUGAACUUUUAACCUCAAUUACGAUUAAUGAACGAUUAUCUCCACCCUUGAUGAACCAUUAUAUAUUUUCACAGUUUCUUUUGUUUUGUAUUUUACACUGCUGCCCUCACACAUGAGGAUCUUUAGGGAGUGAAAAUAAUGAUGUUUUAAGGUGUGACG